CUGUUUGUGGCGGUGCAUUUGGCUUUUGUGCUACCAUUUGGCGUGCACCAAUGGAUCAGAACGUCCAAAUAACUUUUUACACGAAAUCCAAACAGUAUUCUGUUCCCUCCGCACCGAUUGCAGUACCACAACACACGACUGUUGAAGAACUCAAUAAUUUAGUCAAAGUUCUGCUAGAUGAAACCAGAGAGUCUAGGACAUAUCCGGAAUUUACGUUUCUCGUGGACGAUUUGAUUCUAACUUCAACUUUGCAUGAAUACUUAUCAGAAAAAGAAGUUAUAUCUGAAACCAUUGACAUUGAGUUUUGUCCAAAACAAGAACCACCAAAAUACGAAAAAGAAUAUGUACAGGAUGACUUGAUCAGCUGUGUCAAACGCUGUGAUAAGUACAUUCUAACAGGUGGUUACGAUGGUACACUGCAUAUAUGGAGCUUGGAUAGCAAAAGUGCCAUAUUAUCUAUGGAGUUGGAGGAAAAAGUUAAAUGUGUAGAAUGGAUCAAUCUAGAUCAAACCAAAAAUGAGGCGGUUUUUGUAACUGGCGGUUUUGACCAAACAGCUCAGAUAUGGCACUGGGAUCUUAGUUCAAAUAAAGUUAAUUGUAUUGCUGUUUGUCGUGGACAUUCUGAAACUGUGAUGACCGCAGCCUCACGCUUCUCUAAUAAUUCUGAUACUCAUACAGCACAUUUCGCUACAGGAUCUUGGGAUACAACAAUCAAAAUAUGGUCGGCAGGGAUUGAACCUACAGAUCUGUCUGAAGAAACAGGUGGUAUUGUACAUGUGAGAAAAUCGACUAGCAAAACACCUACUAGAAUCCCGUUAUUCACCUUAGCGGGACAUCGGGAAACUGUCACACGCAUUUGCUGGUUACCUUCCACUCUUACUAAUGAUAGCGAAAUAAAGCCUGGUGGAAACCAGCUACUGUCUAUCAGUUGGGAUCAUAGUCUACGUAUUUGGGAUUGUGAAGCGGCCAAAGGUAACACUGGUGCUGAAGUCCGGUGUAUACUUUCCAAUCAUGCUUUGCAUGAUGCAGAUGUCAAUAGCAGAGGUAUUUUGACUGCUUCUUCUGAUAACUGUAUUCGAAUAUUUGAUCCACGAGCAGAAGCACCUUUAGUACUCUCUGGAUUUCAAGGACACACAGGCUGGUUGACUUCAGUUGCUUGGGCACCUCAUAGACAAGAUCAGUUUAUAUCUGGAUCAAUUGAUCGUAGUGUUCGUUUAUGGGAUACACGUAAUCCUCGUUCCUCUCUAUAUGACUUAAUGGGACAUGCUGAUAUUGUGACAGAUGUUGAUUGGGCGCCUGCAAUUAAAUUACUUACUAAUGAUAAACCUAUACAUUAUAUUUUAAGUUCAUCAGCUGAUUCUACUGUAAAAGUUUAUCAUUAUCCAGAGUGAUAUAAUUUAUGUUUUGAUUACGACAAUCGAAUAUCUGUUUUUGAUUGUAUAAAAACGCAUUUGUCUAUUCUCGAAUUAAGAAAAAAAUAAAAUAAAACAACCUGAUUUCACAUUGCAUUCUAUGAGUUUUUAUUAAACUUGAUGAAUAAAACAUGAAUAAUGUACAGCCAAUUCAAAAUUAAACACAUUAUCCCCAUAUGUAAAACGUGUUCUUGAUCAUAAAUAUUUUUAAUAUUGAGUAUGAUAAAUGUUCUAUUGAAAUGACUGGUUAUAAACUG
Messenger RNA from Schistosoma guineensis, 1669 nucleotides. NCBI's taxonomy places the organism in Eukaryota, Metazoa, Platyhelminthes, Trematoda, Strigeidida, Schistosomatidae. The record is from the annotation of a GenBank genome assembly.